Messenger RNA from Lottia gigantea (owl limpet), 594 nucleotides. RefSeq lists its product as hypothetical. The record is from RefSeq and is a predicted model, not a curated record. NCBI's taxonomy places the organism in Eukaryota, Metazoa, Mollusca, Gastropoda, Lottiidae. Gene Ontology annotation, molecular function: RNA binding. The transcript has 3 exons. Bases 1 to 594 code for a protein of 197 amino acids.
AUGAAAGGAGGACGAGGGGGUGGGAGAUUCAGUGGGAGUGGCAACGAAGACCACCUUGACCCUGAACAUGAACAAUUUCGUAAACUGUUUGUUGGUGGUUUGAGUUAUGAAACAUCGACUGAAGGUUUGAAAGGACAUUUUGAAACAUAUGGUGAAAUUGUUGAUUGUGUAGUUAUGAAGGAUCCAAAUUCUAAAAGAUCUCGAGGAUUUGGAUUUGUCACGUUUAAAGAAGCGGCCAUGUUGGAUGAUGCUCAGGAAAAUCGACCUCAUAAAAUUGAUGGUAGAGAAACAGAAACAAAACGGGCCAUGCCUCGCGAGGAGUCUGGUCGAUCUGAAUCUCAGCAGUCUGUCACCAAGUUAUUUAUAGGUGGUUGUAAAGACGACACAACAGAAGAUCACCUUAGAGAAACAUUCAGUCCUUACGGAGAAAUCGAAAAAAUUGACCUCAUCCAAGAUCGUACUACUGGAAAAACAAAAGGAUUUUCUUUCGUUACUUUUAAAGAUUAUGAUUCCGUCGACAAAUGUGUCUGUAAGUUGAAAAAAUUGUCAUAUUUUAGCCUUGAGGCAUAUAAAUCUCAGGAAAAAUAUAUGUAG